Messenger RNA from Rhododendron vialii, 2978 nucleotides. RefSeq names its product serine/threonine-protein kinase 1. Gene Ontology annotation, molecular function: protein kinase activity; ATP binding. Gene Ontology annotation, biological process: intracellular signal transduction; protein phosphorylation; regulation of MAPK cascade. Bases 62 to 2560 code for a protein of 832 amino acids. The transcript has 18 exons. NCBI's taxonomy places the organism in Eukaryota, Viridiplantae, Streptophyta, Magnoliopsida, Ericales, Ericaceae. The record is from RefSeq and is a predicted model, not a curated record.
AUUCUGUACUCCAUGGAGCAUAGUGCACAACUAUGUUAUAAACAGCUGUCACUCUCUUAUAAUGGCGUCCUCCUCCCCGACCUCUCGCCGGACUCGCAAAGCCCCGCCCGCCGCCGACCUCUACUCCACCGUCGUCAUCCACGACGACGUCAUAUCCCCAACAACAAUGGACGAUCCAAUCGACGACUACUACGACUAUGACGACGAAGACUCCUCCCUCCCUCCCCUCCUCAAACGCCUCCCCAAAGACUUCGGCACCAUCCUCGACUCCGGCGAAGACUCCUCCGCCGCCGGCAAAAUCUCCGGCACCAUGAUCGUCAAGACCGACCGCAGCGGCCGAUCCUCCUCCUCCUACUCCUCCCCCGCCUGGAAGCCGCGCAGCGCGCCGCUCUUCGAUGGCAACUCGGCCGCGAGUCCGAGGAAUUCGGAGAGUCCGAGGAAGAGGAUUGAGGCGGAAGAGGACGAGGACGAGAAGGAGGAGGGGGAGGGGGAUUUCUCGACGUUUGUGGUGAGAUCUGGAGAGAGAGAGACGGUCACGGGGACGGUGGUCAGGAGAGAGAGUGGGGGUGGCGGUGGAUCGACGAUGAGUAUGGCGGUGGCAAGCAUGCAGGCGGUGGGGGAGCUAGGGUUUGGGAAGAAGCAGCAGCAGGGGAAAGGAACGAGCAGUGGUUCUUCUAGUUCGUUUCCCGAUGAGAGUUGUAGUAGGUAUGGGCAGCAGAAGGGGAGUAAAGUGUCGUCCAGUUCGAUCCCGGAGUAUUGCGUUACAAGGGAAGAUCCUAGUACCAAGUACGAAUUGCUUAACGAACUCGGGAAAGGCUCUUAUGGGGCUGUUUAUAAAGCUAGAGACAUAAAGACUUCAGAAUUGGUCGCUAUUAAAGUUAUAUCGUUGAGUGAAGGGGAGGAGGGGUACGAGGAAAUUCGUGGAGAAAUCGAGAUGUUGCAGCAAUGUAGUCACCCAAAUGUUGUCCGCUACCUUGGAAGCUACCAGGGAGAAGAGUACCUUUGGAUAGUAAUGGAGUACUGUGGGGGUGGAAGUGUUGCUGACUUGAUGAACAAUACCGAUGAGCCUUUAGAGGAGAUCCAAAUAGCAUAUAUCUGUAGAGAAGCAUUGAAGGGUUUAUCUUAUUUGCACUCGAUUUUUAAGGUACAUAGAGAUAUUAAAGGUGGUAAUAUCUUGUUGACUGAACAAGGGGAGGUCAAAUUGGGUGAUUUUGGCGUUGCUGCGCAACUGACAAGAACAAUGUCCAAGCGUAACACGUUCAUUGGCACUCCCCAUUGGAUGGCUCCAGAAGUAAUUCAGGAAAGCCGUUACGAUGGAAAGGUGGAUGUGUGGGCUCUUGGAGUGUCGGCUAUAGAAAUGGCAGAGGGACUUCCUCCAAGGUCAACAGUGCAUCCUAUGAGAGUAUUGUUCAUGAUAUCCAUUGAACCAGCUCCAAUGCUUGAGGAUAAAGAGAAAUGGUCCCUUGUGUUCCAUGACUUUAUUGCGAAGUGCCUCACAAAAGAACCCCGCUCACGUCCUACGGCAUCUGAACUGCUCAAGCACAAAUUCAUAGAGAGGUGCAAAUCUGGACCUUCGGUAAUGUUGCUGAAGAUUGAGAAGGCAAGGCAAACUAGAGCCUCUAUGGCUUUAGAAGCACAAAAUAUUCCUUCUGGGACGUUUAUACCAGGAAAUACUGCACUGGGAGGUCCUAAAGUGAAUGAAGACUACGGGGACACUGUUCCGUCAAGGCCUCAUGAUGGACUUCAAGGUACACUAAAGCAGAGCGUUUCUGGUGCUGUGGAUCUUGCUGGGGAAGGAGACUUUGGGACUGUAAUAGUUCAUGCUGGAGAUGAGAAAGAUAAAAAACCUACUCAAACAUCAGCGUCCAAUGCAAUAGAAGCCUCACCGGGUCCCUGGCAUGCUGAAGCUUGUACCGUCAGCGGUGCAGGAGAUAAAUCACUUGACCCGUGGGGUCGGAAUGCAGAAGGGGUUGAUGUGGAUAACUCUCAGAUUAGAUCUCAAUCUGUUGCACAGACCAACCAAGCAUCCUCUCCCUCAAUUUUUACAACUCCUGACCAGAAAAAUAGCAUAUCUCAAGCUUUGAUUGGAAGUGGUGGUGGCAUUAGCAGUGACACAUUUAAAAGUGAGACUGCCAGUCGGAAAGCGUUGGAUAAGCUUUGGUCUAUAUAUGCGGCUGGUAAUACAGUUCCUAUCCCGUUCUUAAGAGCAACGGAUAUAUCACCAAUUGCACUGUUAUCGGACAAUGUACUUGGAGGUUUGCAGCAAGGCAGUGGUGGAAGUGGAAACAUAGCUGAGGAAGCAGUGCAGGAGCUUUUUUGUGGCGAUGGACAGUGGAAAAAAGGCAGGAGGGGACAGAAUGAGGUGCCACUUCCUCCAAGUGUUUACCAAAGGCUUACAUCAAGUUCUACACUAAUGAAUCUCACCCAGGCUUUAGCUUACCACAAAAUUUAUUUGAGAACAAUGGGAGGCAGCCCACCUUGCACCCCAAGCCGCAAGUUCCUCUAUGUUGAUCACCUCUCCCACUGCAAAGAUGGAACUUUUCGGAUUGGACCAAGAUAGAAUGUCUUCCUCACGGGAGCUCAGUAUGUCAAUGAGCAGGGUCCCCUUCAAACCAAUAGUUGGGGCACCGAACUCGUAAAUCAUACGAUUAUUAAGAAAAUUUGAUUUCAUUCAUUUCACGUGCAAGAACUUCGACUCUCAUUGAUUGAGGUACCCCUGCCAGUUGCUAGUCGGACAGCUCCUUUAGUUCCUCAUAAUUCGUAGAUCUCAGAUGAGUCAAUGUCGGUCGAUGGUGUGAAAACACUUCCUGAUGUUGAAUUCCAAAAACCAGCGAGAGGUUCCCCACCUCACUGAACACAUUUUCUAUGCUGUUCUUUUGCCCCUCCAUGUUCUUGAAAAUUGCCUGGUUUCUCCCAGUUAUAAAAUGUAUUCCAGCGAACAGGCCUUCGUUUUUUGCGUGUGAGCCCUAAAUUCAGAA